CUGUCAGAUGAUUUUGGGAGUGGCAGUACGUGUAAAGUAACGUAUCUGGGUGCGUUGUGGAAGCUGUAGGAACUAAAGAUUAAACAGUUAUUUUAUUUAGCUACUUUUGCUUCCAGACAGAAAAUGCCGCUGUUGUGCGGAGGGACUACCGAGGAGAAGGACGCCACUGAUGAAGUGCAGAAAAUCUGUGAUGAGGUGAAGCCUCAUGCGGAGGAAAAAGCUGGAAAAACGUUUGACGUCUUCACUGCUAAAUCCUACAAGUCACAGCUGGUAGCUGGGACAAACUAUUUCAUCAAGGUCCACGUGGGUGGCGAUGACUUUGUUCACCUGCGGGUCUAUAAGAUGCUGCCACACGCUGGAGAAAAACUGGAACUUCAUGGAAUUCAGACAAGCAAAGCCCAUCAUGACCCCAUCGAAUACUUCUAAACAUGCGCUCCAUUAUGAAAGACACCACAGAAAUACACUAACACUCUCAAACAGUAUUCUGUCUUACUUCCUGAACUGACAAGAAAUUCUUCUUCAAUUAAUAAAAUGGCAGUGGUAAAUAUCAUUCGUAAAUGUCAUAUCUUUCUCACAAAUAUUUAGUGUUAAAGGGAACACAAGGAGUCGUAUUUGAUGCUUAUAAAUGUCUGUAUAUCCAUCUUGAAGAACACAAUAAACUUUGAUGCCUUGA
This is a messenger RNA of Ictalurus furcatus (blue catfish), 673 nucleotides long. RefSeq names its product cystatin-B. Gene Ontology annotation, molecular function: cysteine-type endopeptidase inhibitor activity. Lineage: Eukaryota; Metazoa; Chordata; Actinopteri; Siluriformes; Ictaluridae. The record is from RefSeq and is a predicted model, not a curated record. The transcript is spliced from 3 exons. Gene Ontology annotation, cellular component: cytosol. The coding region runs from base 124 to 426 and encodes 100 amino acids.